AGAGAAGUUGCAAAACAGGCGACCCGCGGGGGGCGGAGUCGCCUUCAACUGCGGCAAGGCGGCGGCGGGGCGGCAUGUCUGCGUGGGGGUCGGUGCUGAUCACCGGCUGCAGCAGGGGCAUCGGCCUGCAGCUCGUCAAGCAGCUGUCUGAGAGCAGCAGCAGGCCGGCGAACAUCAUCGCCACGGCCCGGAACCCGGCCGGCUCCGCGGCUCUACAAGAACUCUCCAGAACAUGCCCAGGUGUUCACGCCGUCACCCUGGAUGUUUGCAGUGAGCAAAGCAUCUUCUCAGCUGUGGAAGAGGUUCAGUUUAUUGUGGGAAACCAAGGACUCAACUGUCUGAUCAACAAUGCUGCUGUUGGAUCUUCCAGCAGCAUCAACAGUGUAACCCGUGAGGCCAUGAUGAGGGCUUUUCAAGUCAACAGUGUUGCCCCUCUCUUUGUUACUAAGGCAUUUCUGCCACUGUUGCAGACGGCUGCAGCUCGCUCCACUGGGAUGGGGGUCCAUAGAGCGGCUGUCGUCAACAUCUCCUCCAUCCUCGGUUCAAUCUCAUUGAACUGUGGAGACAGCGCCACCUUCAAAAGCUAUGCUUAUGGCACCUCCAAGGCUGCUCUAAACAUGGUGAGCCGCUGUCUGGCGGCUGAUCUGGGACCUGUUGGGAUCCUGUGUGUGUCUCUACAUCCUGGCUGGGUGAAGACAGACAUGGGGGGGCCUCAUGCCGACUUAACCGUAGAAGAAAGUGUGUCUGAAAUUCUAUCUACUCUCGUCAGUUUCACGGAACAGGACCAUGGCGGUUUCAAGGAUUACCGUGGACAAACGUUACCAUGGUAAAAUACAGCAAUGGGACUCUGAUGAUGGCCAUAUCCAACCAGGAAGUCUGUCAGGGUUUUUCUUUAUUUUAUAUUUUGAAUGUUUUCUGGAUAAGGGUAGCCCAAUAAAUGAAAAUUGGUUGACUUCCCAACUGA
This is a messenger RNA of Oryzias latipes (Japanese medaka), 964 nucleotides long. RefSeq names its product C-signal. The record is from RefSeq and is a predicted model, not a curated record. NCBI's taxonomy places the organism in Eukaryota, Metazoa, Chordata, Actinopteri, Beloniformes, Adrianichthyidae. Gene Ontology annotation, molecular function: oxidoreductase activity. Gene Ontology annotation, cellular component: cytoplasm.